This is a messenger RNA of Thamnophis sirtalis, 459 nucleotides long. The record is from RefSeq and is a predicted model, not a curated record. NCBI's taxonomy places the organism in Eukaryota, Metazoa, Chordata, Lepidosauria, Squamata, Natricidae.
AUGGAGGAUAUCUCAACAGUACAAACAGAAUCGGAGAUCCCUCUUGACCAUCCAGAUAUCCAAGAAGCAGUCCAGAGCGCUAUAGAAGCUGCAAUACUAUCUCCAAUUAUUCUGCCACCAGAAACAUAUGCAGACGUAUUAGAAGAAGCCAUUGAAGAGUUACAGAAGAUAAAUUCAAGCAGAUAUCCUGGAGCUGCACGUAAAGGAGGAUGGGUACUGGAUAAUUUCCCUCCACUAAUGGACCAUUGGAUUGCUUUGUUAGAAAAAGGACUCCUACCUGAUAUUGUGAUAUGUUUGAAGAAUGUUGAACGAAAUGGACAGCUGGUAGUGCAUAGACUGUAUGAAGCAAAUAAAGAAGAAAUUGAUGCUCAGAUUAUGCAAAGUCUAAUAGACGAUGCUUUGAAAAAGAAACAAGAGGAAGNAGGAGCAUAUAGUUAUGGGCACUAUUAUUCCUUAUGA